This is a messenger RNA of Spea bombifrons (plains spadefoot toad), 1101 nucleotides long. RefSeq names its product NSE2 (MMS21) homolog, SMC5-SMC6 complex SUMO ligase (gene NSMCE2). Gene Ontology annotation, cellular component: nucleus; Smc5-Smc6 complex. The coding region runs from base 130 to 852 and encodes 240 amino acids. The transcript has 7 exons. The record is from RefSeq and is a predicted model, not a curated record. Gene Ontology annotation, molecular function: SUMO ligase activity; zinc ion binding; ubiquitin-protein transferase activity. Lineage: Eukaryota; Metazoa; Chordata; Amphibia; Anura; Pelobatidae. Gene Ontology annotation, biological process: double-strand break repair via homologous recombination; protein sumoylation; protein ubiquitination.
CGGCGCUUGCAGAUGACGUUCAGCAGAGCGCCCGCUGUCAUGGUAACCAGCUGACUGGGGGGUGUGGUUUAUUUAGAAGGAAGCGCGGCAGCCUAAGUUUGCGAAGGUAUAUCAGGUUAGAGUUUCGAAAUGCAGGGACGCUCGGCUCCAUUUAUCUCCUUCACGUCUGUGGAUAACUCCAUUUCGUCCUUGAAGAACUGCCAAGCGUACAUAAACACAGGGAUGGAAAUCACUACCAACGUGGCCCUCGACCUGCUGGAGACUGGCUGUAACUCAACUGAUGUGAACAGCAUGGAGUCCGUGAUGCUGGAAUACGCUGCUAUGGACAGAGACGUAAACCAGUACAUUACCGCGGUAGAAGAGAUCACACGUCAGCUAAAGCGUGAUCCACCAGAAACCAUCCCCGAUCUAACAGCCCUUGUCAGAGAGAAGUAUGCAGCCAUUCAGAGCAAGAAUGCGGUGGAUGACCUUAAAAAAUGCGGAAGAUUCCUGCAGUUUAAGGAUCAGGUUCGAGAGAUGAGAAAGCAAUAUGGCGUUUCCCAAGAUGGGACAGAAGAGGAAAUGUUUGAGUCCAUGGAUGACGAUGUGACCGUUACCCAGAGCCAGGCAAACUUUGUUUGCCCCAUUACGCUGGUGGAGAUGACAAACCCGGUGAAAAAUAAGGUAUGUGGCCAUACCUACCAGAGGGAAGCUAUCGAAAGGAUGAUUCAAGACAGGCAGCAAAAGAAGAAGAACACCAGGUGCCCUAAGAUCGGAUGUGAUCAUUCCGACAUAAAGAUAACGGAUCUUGUUCCAGACGUUGCUCUUAAAAGAACUAUCGAAACUCACCACAAACAGAAAAGCCAUCGCUGAGCGGCGGAUCGGCCGUCUCCCUUCUUUCCAAAAAGGGAAAAUGCUGUUAUUUGUACGAUAUGUUGAUUAUAGCAUCCAUGUUAUGCUCGGUUUCAGUGAAAAAUCGCCUUGAUUUAUGAAAAAUAAUGCAGAUGAGGAAACAUAACUUCUGUUUAAUUCUGCGUUGCGCAACCGUUGCUGGAUAUUCUUGCGUUUCUCUCGCUGUAAGCAAAUCUAUUUAUGUUACUUAAUAAAAAAGGGUUCUUUAAA